Argiope bruennichi is the source of this 3193-nucleotide messenger RNA. RefSeq lists its product as uncharacterized. Gene Ontology annotation, biological process: proteolysis. The record is from RefSeq and is a predicted model, not a curated record. The transcript has 7 exons. Bases 490 to 2922 code for a protein of 810 amino acids. Gene Ontology annotation, molecular function: serine-type endopeptidase activity. Lineage: Eukaryota; Metazoa; Arthropoda; Arachnida; Araneae; Araneidae.
CUGAGAACUUCACCUACGAAGAAAUACGUUGCGCUUCAUUUCUUAGUUCGGGACUGAGUGCGGAAUCUCAUUUGCCAUCUGAACAAAUCGCCUUUUGUUCUCAGCAACAUCAGUAAAAACAGGAAGCGGUCUAGUGAUUCUUGUGAACGAAAUUCGCGUGCCUAAUAUGACCCGUUAGAUCAGACGGAAAAAGUUGAAUUGCUAAAAAAGAAAAAGAAAAAAACGCAGAGAAAACAGGUAUAGAUGCGCACUACCCAUGUCUGAGUGUGGGUAUAUGAAUACAAUAACAUCGCAGAAAACCUGAAGAGAAGAAAGAGAGAGAGAAAUUGAAAGAAAAAAAAAGAUCAAGAUCGGAAGAUAUUUUGUUUGAUGUGAAAGUUUAGAGAAAAGCUUACGGCAGAAAAGUGUAAACAUCUUCGAUUGAAACAGAUGGAUCCAAGAAUUUUAUCUUCUAAGUAAAAACAUUAUGUUUAAUAGAGAUCUAGAAUUAUGAAUCGGAUGGGAAAGGUAGCUCCUGCGUUUUGUUUCUUCAUACUUUUAUUUACUAGUCAUGUGUAUUCUGAGCUACCAUCAAUUAGACCUGUGCCGUGUUCAAAUCGUAUGACUGGUGAGUUUGGUGUCUGUACGUUCAACUGGUCUUGCAUCAAUGUGGCCCAUGGUGUACACAUCGGCCCUUGCGUGGACCGAUUCUUUGUUGGCACCUGCUGUAAAAUCCCCCAGGGGACAGCAGAACAAGGACAAGGACCAAGAAAAUCCGACUCCUACCCCUACUCCGGCACCCGCACCGGCACCUCCGACAAUGGUGUCGGACAAGGAACGGGAAAAGUCGGCAAAAUGCCCCCAUAUUCUCAGUUUCUUCGCACAGUGGCCCCAAAAGCUCAAAAAGAAAAAUUAAAUGGAGCCAAGCCUAUACAUUUGAUUGAUAUAGGACAUUUCAACGUCAGUUUAAGUUCCGUAGACUAUUAUGAUUUUCAGUACAACGGGACAUCUCUCCCACAUCAUGAACAAUCUCUUAAACUUAACAAUGCAACUGACUCUGAACAAAAUCCACCAGUGGAUUAUUGGAAUUUCACAUCAUCAUCCACGCAGAAACUGAUUCCAUCUGCUUCAUUCUUUUAUACCAUACUUUUCUCAAAUUACAGCAAGUCUGAAUCCAAUAAAGAAUCUCUUAAUAAAACUGUUGAUUCAGUAAUCGCUUCGCUUGGGAAAAAUUACUCAUCUAUUCAUCCACUUAGUAGCCCUAACAGUGACAUAUCAUAUACAGAAACAACAUCAUCACCUUCUAAUACAGCAUCUUCAGUCCUCGUUGAAUCACCGUACGUGUGGAGAAAACCAGUGACCGUGCAUCAUGCACAUGAUCAAAGAAAACCUCUGAAACCUCAUGAACAGCAUAAUCUCCGAAAACCAGUAAGUUACGAUACAUCUCAUGAUUUGAGAAGACCAGUAACUUUCUAUAACAUUCAUGAUCAAAGAAAACCUUUAAAACCGUAUGAUCAGCAUGAUCUUCGAAAGCCAGUGGGUUUGGAAGAAGACCAUGAUCAGCGAUGGCCUGUUUUAGAUGAAGAAGACCAUGAUCAGCGAUGGCCUGUUUUAGAUGAAGAAGACCAUGAUCAGCGAUGGCCUGUUUUAGAUGAAGAAGACCAUGACCAACGAUGGCCUGUUUUAGAUGAAGAAGAUCAUGAUCAAAGAUUGGCAGAAACAGAAGAAGAAUUCCAUAAUCAACGAUUUCCGAGUGUAUCUGAUGAAAAUAGAUUGCCUAUUGAGCAUUUAUUUAAGUGGAUUGGCAAUCAUUAUACCAAUUCAAAUCAUCUUUCUCCAGGGUCAGAUUAUUCAAGUGUCAUUCCAGCAUCAGAAAUGAAAACAAUUGCAGUUUCAAUAAACAGCAUGCCGGCAACAGAGCCUACUCUAUUUCCAUUUUCUUCGACAUCUAAUUUCUCUGAGGAAUCUACAAUUCUAAACUCCGGACAACAAGAUAUAUUCUCAACCAAAGUAUCAACUACAACACCAUUUUCUUUCCAAGAGAAUACCAACUUUUUAUCAAAUUUUACACUUUUUAUUCGUCCGACAUCUUCUAGGCCAUCAUACAAGCCAUUUCAGCAACUUCCAGAGCCGAAUCCUACUGGAGCGAAAAUAAUUCUGAACGAUACUACUCAAGUAUGUGGCAGGUCUAGAAGUGGUACAACAGCUAGAAUUGUCGGAGGAAUUAAAUCGCAUUACUUACGCUGGCCUUGGAUGAUUUCACUGCGCCGACUUGAUGGGAAAUCUUACAAGCAUAAAUGUGGGGCAACAUUACUUAACCAAUACUGGGCUAUAACAGCGGCUCAUUGCAUUGACGGUAAACGACCCAUGGAUAUAAUAUUACGCCUUGGAGAAUACAACUUUCGCAGAGCGGAUGAGAUGCAUCCUCACGUGGAACGUCGAAUAUACGUCAUGGUCAUUCAUCCUGAAUUUGACCGCGUAACGUAUGAAAACGAUCUAGCUCUGUUACGGUUCCAGGAACCUGUUAAACUCCAAGCCAAUAUUGUUCCUGUUUGCCUACCGCGUAAUCUGGAUGACAUCACUGGGCGCAUUGCAGUCGUUACAGGCUGGGGUAGAUUAUCCGAAGAUGGAGACUUGCCUACUUCCUUGCAUGAAGUUCAUUUGCCUAUUGUUUCAAAUAAGGAAUGUGAACAGAUGUAUUACGAAGCGGGAUUUGCUGAAAAAAUCCGUGAUGUAUUCGUAUGUGCAGGAGUUUCAGAUGGUGGUCUGGAUGCUUGCGAGGGUGAUUCUGGAGGACCUAUGGUUAUCAGAGGUGAUCAUGGCGAAUGGGUUUUAGUUGGGCUGAUAUCUUGGGGAAUGGGCUGCGCUGCACCAAAGCAGCCUGGUGUGUACACAAGAAUAUCACAAUUUACAGAAUGGAUCGAAGGAAUUAUCGCUCACUGAACUGCCAUUUUUGUGACAAUUGUCAAGAUUCGUGAAACGAAUGAAAACCGACAAAAAAUUUUGUUUGCAAACGCUAUGCUGCUUUUGCUAGAUAUCCAUUGUCUUAACAACGUAUCAACUGACAUUUUUUUCUUUAUUAUUUUUUAUUUGUUAUUCAUAUCAUAUUUGUUAACUGAUAAUUGAUUUUUAGUAUUUCAAUGUCUUGUGUAUUAUUUUAUGUCAUCUCAUUAUCAUUAACUGCCAUUAAGUUUUUUUUUAUUGUUACUCCAAU